AUUACACAAUCACCGAUAACGGAUAAGUGCAACAACCAUGAGAUUAUCAUCAUUACUUUCAUUAUCAGUCCUAUCAAUCGGUACCUUAGGUGCUCCUCUUGCAGAUGAGCAAGUUAUUUUGAAAGAUAUACCCACAGUUGACGAAGGUGCUAGAGUUGCUAGAACCUUGGUGAACAGGGAGUCACUUACCAACAUCAAUACCAUUAAAACAAUCAAACAAUUGGAUGGAUCAGUAAGACAUCUUCCUGUAUCUUCCAUGGAAUACUAUGCUGAUUGUGAUUCUGAUGGUGACCCCUACUGGUUAGCAAUCGAUGUUGGCGGUACUAACCAAAAUAUAAUUAGGGGGUCCGAUUAUUCCUUUACUAUUAGAGUGGGGGAUCAUCCAAACACGGAAAAAGUUGACGAACUGUAUCCUGGAAGUAUUCCAGCAUCACCAGCCGGAUCACCUAGAGUUCAAUUGACUGGUAGAUUGCAGAAAAUUACUUUCACUAAUCCGUUUGACCCAAAGAAAGUUGCUUUGGAAAGGUGUUUCCUUGCCAAGCACCCUGAUGCUGCAGUAUGGUUGCCAAACAAUAUAGUUACCCCUCACAAAUCUCACUGGACUAAGCUAGUUGUUGAUGGGGUUUACAUGGUUGGUGGAUUCGGCGAUAGGGCAUAUAUUGGAGAAAUUAAUGCUGAACUUUACCAUUCCGCGGAAAUCAUUGAAGAGAAUAACUAAUUAGGAAUGAGAUACGAUUGGGAGAUAUCCGCAACGAUUACAAAAGAGAUAGGAGGCAACUAGAAACGUAUAUCCGCGAUCCAAAUUUAGAAGAAGUAUAUACAAAAUUCCGUAAAUUUAAUGUAUGGUUGACAGAAAACCUGUAUCUAUUCUGAACGCAUCUCUUUGUUGUUUUCGGAGUAAAUGCAAAAGGUGGAGAAGGUACUCGCAAAAAAUUGCGCCGUAUCGUUUAUUUUUAUAAAAUUGCGGAUAUUACCAAUUGGGAAACAUUAGCUAUUGAAUGUGUGCUAGUGGUUGAUAUUGUUCAAAAUACAAGGUUGCUUGAUUUGAGUGUUUUUUUUUUUGAUCGAUGUUAUGAACCAGGAACUAACCAAAGUCCAUUUCCCCAGAUUAAUUUCGGAAUAUGCAAGAAUAUGCAGUAUAUACCGACGCCUCCGCUGAAAUUACUAUGUUGCACUUAAUGGCUUAGAGU
Spathaspora passalidarum NRRL Y-27907 is the source of this 1190-nucleotide messenger RNA. Its product is annotated as CREG family protein. The record is from RefSeq and is a predicted model, not a curated record. Lineage: Eukaryota; Fungi; Ascomycota; Pichiomycetes; Serinales; Debaryomycetaceae. The coding region runs from base 38 to 718 and encodes 226 amino acids. The transcript has a single exon.